AUGCAGUCUCUGCAACAGCCCCUGCGGCGGACCAUCCUCCACAACGCAUCCCUCACCUCCCGCACCGCCCGCGCCGCCUACUCCUCCUCUCUCCUCCAAGCACCCGCCGGCUACGCCUCCACCGCCGAGAACUUGCGCAUCAAUGGCGACACCAAGGUGAUAUUUCAAGGCUUCACGGGCCGGCAAGGUACCUUCCACGCCCAGCAAGCAAUCGAGUACGGCACCAAUGUCGUCGGCGGCACCAACCCCAAGAAAGCGGGCGAGAAGCACCUGGGCAAGCCGGUCUUUGCCAAUGUUGGAGAGGCCGUGAAGGCCACCGGCGCCACCGCCAGUGCCAUCUUCAUGCCUCCUCCAGUCGCUGCUGCGGGCAUUGAGGAAGCGAUAAAAGCCGAGAUUGGCCUGGUUGUGUGCAUCACCGAAGGCAUCCCGCAACACGACAUGGUCAGGAUUACAGACAUGCUCAAGACCCAGGACAAGACGAGACUGGUCGGGCCGAACUGUCCGGGCAUCAUUGCUCCGGAACAAUGCAAGAUUGGCAUCAUGCCUGGCUUCAUUCACAAGCGCGGCCGCAUCGGCAUCGUCUCCCGCUCCGGAACUCUGACCUACGAAGCUGUCAACCAAACAACUCAAGCUGGACUUGGCCAAUCGCUCGUGGUUGGCAUUGGUGGUGAUCCGUUCAGCGGUACGAAUUUCAUCGACUGCCUGCGUGUUUUCCUCAACGACCAGGAGACCGAUGGAAUCAUCAUGAUCGGUGAAAUUGGAGGCAGCGCGGAAGAAGACGCUGCAGAGUUCCUGAAGGAAGCCAACACAGCCAACAAGCCCGUUGUUUCCUUCAUUGCGGGCAUCUCGGCCCCACCGGGCCGCAGGAUGGGCCACGCGGGUGCAAUCGUAUCGGGGGGCAAGGGCGGUGCGGACAGCAAGAUUAGCGCGCUAGAGGCUGCUGGCGUGAUUGUGGAGAAGAGUCCGGCGAAGCUGGGAGCCACGUUGAGAGAGGAGUUUGUGAAGAGGGACCUAUUGUGA
This is a messenger RNA of Neohortaea acidophila, 1020 nucleotides long. RefSeq names its product succinyl-CoA ligase subunit alpha. Gene Ontology annotation, molecular function: succinate-CoA ligase (GDP-forming) activity; succinate-CoA ligase (ADP-forming) activity. Bases 1 to 1020 code for a protein of 339 amino acids. NCBI's taxonomy places the organism in Eukaryota, Fungi, Ascomycota, Dothideomycetes, Mycosphaerellales, Teratosphaeriaceae. Gene Ontology annotation, biological process: tricarboxylic acid cycle. Gene Ontology annotation, cellular component: mitochondrion; succinate-CoA ligase complex (ADP-forming). The transcript is spliced from 2 exons. The record is from RefSeq and is a predicted model, not a curated record.